Molecule: messenger RNA, 2873 nt
Organism: Xyrauchen texanus (razorback sucker)
Lineage: Eukaryota; Metazoa; Chordata; Actinopteri; Cypriniformes; Catostomidae
Product: extracellular calcium-sensing receptor-like
Exons: 5
Coding region: 1-2358 (785 amino acids)
Biological process (GO): G protein-coupled receptor signaling pathway
Cellular component (GO): membrane
Molecular function (GO): G protein-coupled receptor activity
Source: RefSeq, a predicted model, not a curated record
AUGUCGAGCUUCCAGCAAGGACAGACUAUCAUUUUUGCUAUAGAGGAGAUCAAUAAGGAUCCCAACCUGCUGCCUAACAUCACCCUCGGUUAUCAUCUGUAUGACAACUGUUUAAAGCUUGUAGUGGCAUUCAGGGCUGCCCUAGAUCUUAUUAGUGGGCGAGAACAGACCCUCUCUAACCUAAACUGCACAGGCCCACCACCGGUGAUUGCUAUUGUGGGAGAUCCAGGGUCCACUCACUCCAUUGCAAUUUCUAGUGUGCUGGGUCUGUUUCGAGUUCCUUUGAUUAGCUACUAUGCCACCUGCUCCUGUUUGAGUGACAGAAAAAAGUACCCCUCUUUCUUCAGAACUAUCCCCAGUGAUGCCUUCCAGGUGAAGGCUAUGGUUCAGAUCUUGAAAUAUUUUGGAUGGACUUGGGUUGGUGUUAUCUAUAGUGAUGAUGACUAUGGAAUCUACGCCGCUCAGGCCUUCCACCAGGAAAUGGAGCUCUUUGGAGGUUGUGUUGCUUUCUCUGAAAUAAUGCCAUAUGAUAAUCACAGGGAUAUACAGCGCAUAGUUACAGUAAUAAAGGCUUCUACGGCAAAGGUGAUUGUGGCAUUCUCAACUGAUCUGUUAGCUCUGAUGGAUGAAUUGUUAUUGCAAAAUGUGAUGGGCAGGCAAUGGAUUGCAAGCGAGGCUUGGACCACCUCACCUGUACUUCAUGGUUCACGUUACCUGCCCCUUGUUGGGGGCACGCUGGGUAUAGCCAUCCGCCGUGGAGAGAUCAAGGGACUUAAUGACUUUCUGCUACACAUCCAUCCUGACCACGAUCCAAGAAAUAAUAUGGUGAAAAUCUUCUGGGAGAACAUGUUCGGGUGCAGGUUUCAGACUGGAGCAGGGAUUACGGGAGAAAAAAUGUGUACAGGGAAAGAGGAUCUUAGCAGCACAGUUAAUGAAUAUACUGAUGUGUCAGAGCUGAGGGCCUCCUAUAAUGUGUAUAAGGCAGUAUAUGCCCUGGCACAUGCACUGCAUGACCUGAUGCAGUGUGAGGAGGGGAGAGGGCCAUUCAUUGGGAACAGCUGUGCCGACAUAAACAACCUGCAGCCAUGGCAGCUGAUUCACUACCUACAGAAAGUGAACUUCACCACAGGCUUUGGGGAUCAUGUGUCAUUUGAUAAAAAUGGAGAUGCAUUAGCCAUCUAUGAUGUGAUGAACUGGCAGCCGAGCUCUGACGGGUCGAUCAUUGUUCGUACAGUUGGUGUGGUAGAUGAAGGGGCGGCAACAGGGAAGGUGCUCACACUGGAUGAGGAUGCAUUAUACUGGAACUUUGAGACAAAAAAACCUCCACGGUCUGUGUGCAGUGAGAGCUGCCAUCCAGGCACCAGACGAGCCACGAGGAAGGGCCUUCCUGUCUGCUGUUUUGACUGCCUGCCAUGUGCAGAUGGAGAGAUUUCUAAUAUAACAGAUUCAACUGAAUGCAAACUGUGUCCAGAUGACUCCUGGUCCAAUCCAGAAAAGACUGACUGUAACCCCAAAGAAGUGGAGUUUCUAUCUUAUGAGGAUCCGCUUGGCAUCUCCCUCACCACUGCCUCCCUUCUUGGCACCUGCUUCUGUGCCAUUGUGAUGGUCAUCUUUGCCCAUCACCGCAACACUCCUGUAGUACGUUCAAACAAUUCAGAGCUCAGUUUUCUGUUGCUGCUGUCACUCAAACUGUGUUUUCUGUGUGUGCUACUCUUCAUUGGUCAGCCACAGUUGUGGACGUGUCAGUUAAGACACGCCAUGUUUGGCAUUAGCUUUGUUCUGUCCGUCUCCAGCAUCCUGGUCAAGACUAUGGUGGUAAUAGCUGUGUUCAAGUCAUCUCGGCCUGAGGGCAAAUCUGCAAUGAAAUGGUUUGGGACAGCCCAACAGAGAGGUACAGUCUUAGUCUUAACUGCUGUCCAGGUGGUAAUAUGCACAGUUUGGUUAUCAACUGCAUCUCCAACACCCCAUAAAAACACAGUCUAUAUCCGAUCUAAAAUAGUAUAUGAGUGUGCUAUUGGCUCAGUGGCUGGCUUCGCCAUUCUGCUGGGCUACAUUGGACUGCUGGCAGCAGUAAGCUUCCUGUUAGCUUUCCUAGCACGAAACCUCCCAGAUAAUUUUAAUGAAGCCAAAUUCAUUACCUUCAGUAUGUUGAUAUUCUGUGCUGUGUGGAUUACAUUUGUUCCAGCAUAUGUCAGCUCACCAGGAAAAUAUUCAGUGGCUGUUGAGAUUUUUGCCAUCCUGGCAUCCAGUUUUGGAUUACUGGUGGCCAUAUUUGCCCCAAAGUGCUACAUAAUUAUACUGCAUCCAGAGAAAAACACUAAAAAAGCCAUUAUGGGAAGACCAGAUGCAAAGAAAUAGUUUUACAUUCUGACUGAAAAAAAUUAUUUGACAAAUGUAUUUCUGUAUUUGAUAUUGCAACUUAUUUAUUGUGGUAGUCAUAGUAUUAUUAGUAUUUAUAUGUAGAAGUAUUAUUGUUCAAAAGACUAUGGGUCUCUUUCCUCAAACAGGAGCAAAGAAAUUUUAAUCAUUCAUAAAACGAAUCAUGGGUAAAAUUGUUGAACUAAAGCUCCUGAAUAAGGUCCAAUCUUUGCUCCAUAAGAAAUGCUUUAUGUCUGUUUCAUACACAUACUGCAUCGGCAGGGUGUGAGGCGCGCUGCUGCUUGACUUCUACAGCAGGAUCAUGUUGUGCUUUCACACAGACAGCGUUUCUGCUUUGUGACAGAGCUGCAGCUCAAACAAAAAAACUAAAAUAACGUUAUUGGUAGUGAGCUAUUGAGAAUUAUUAAAGACUUGAUUGUCAUGAAAUCUAAUUAUUGAUAAUUAUUAUCUAAAUGGUAUUUCAUUUAUAUGGAAUGGAUAAAUUAAAACUUCGG